CUUCGGCAGACAAUUGCUCGCAUUUUACUCUUAUCGUAAACGAGUUAACAUGUGUUCCAGAAGUUUCACUGAUGACAUCGUAAACCGGAUGUGAAAACGAGUUCAUCAAAGUAUGUGACUUUUAUGAAUGUCACAUUAAAAAUGUCCAUUUCGGUGUUAGAUAAAAAUACAGCCAGCCUUCUGACAACUACUCAAAUUGUAACUUCUGUGUAUGCAGUUGUUAAAGAGCUGUUUGAAAAUGCUCUCGAUGCUGGUGCAAAAUGUAUAGAAAUCAGUCUUGUGGACAAUGGUGUAACGAGCAUUGAAGUAAAAGACGAUGGACAUGGCAUUUCAAUGGAAAAUGCAUUACGUAUGGCACUUCCUUCGACUACUUCAAAGAUCUCCAGUUUUACAGAUUUAGAAUCCUUAAAAACUUAUGGUUUUCGGGGCGAAGCACUUAAUGCGUUAUGCCAAGCUGCUGAUGUUAAUGUGAGUACGAAAACAAAGGAUGAUGAAGCAGCAACAUUGUAUACUUUUGACCAUCUUGGAAAUGUAGUUAAUACAUGUUUUGUACAUCGGUCUACUGGUACAACUGUCACAGUAAAUCGGUUGUUCAAAGAUUUACCUGUAAGAAGACAGAUAGCCAAUGAUAAACAAACUAUCAGUCGAGAAAUUAAACGGUUAGAUUAUUUAUUAAAAUGUUUUGCCGUUUGUCACCCUAGUCUCAGGAUAAUGUUUAGGGUAAAUGAUAAUGUCACGUGGAUGAAGCAUGCAGUUAACACAACUAAAGAAGCAUUAGCCUUUGUGAUAGGAAAGAAAAUUGUUUCAAAUUUGGAUUGGAUUGAAAAUAAGAGUGAUCAGGUUCAAUUGCAACUGAUGGUACCUAAAAAACAAGAAGUGGAAAGUUUGGAAAUAUGUUUUUCAGGACAGCCAAUGAUUUCUGUAAAUAAUAGACCCGUCAGCUAUAAAGUAUUUGAAAAGGUUAUGAACGAAAGAAUAUCGCAAUAUUUUGAAAACUUACUUAAAGAAAGAACUCGUAUUAGGGAAAUUUUAUUUUACUUAAAUAUUCAUGUUCCUGCAUCAGAUUUGGACAUCAAUUUGGAGCCCAACAAAACCCGAGUUUUUCUUAAAAAUGAGCAGGUUAUUUUGCAGAAGUUAAAGGAAAUUUUAACAGAGUACUAUGAGAUACACGAGGAACAAAAGUCAUCAACCGAUACAACUUGCAAUUCAUCUAAUGGUUAUUUAGACGAUACUGUAUAUGAGAACGAGACGGAAGACGAAAUCGGCGUGCAGUGUAAAAAACGAAAAAUAGAAUCUGAGGAAUUGGAACACCAAGUUUCCCUAUAUCGAAAAAGUGAACGCGUGAAACGUGUCUCUCAUGAGCUAACUAAUGCUCACAGACGACAUAGUACCGAUAACAAAGAAAGAAAUUUUGCCAAGAGUAGCAAUGACUCCGCAAUUCUUCAAACUGAAAAGGACAAUCGCGUUCUUACCGAAUCAAUGAAGAAUUAUUUGAAGAUAGCUGAUCGGCCCUGUAAUCCGAAUGACAAGUCAAAUUUGACGUCAGACAUUUCGACUAUUUGUGAUACCGAUUCAACUGAUACCGAUGAACAACAUUUCAUCCAUCCAACACCUGAAGAAUUGAGCAUGGACUUGGUAAAUGACGAGUGGCCAGAACUUGCUCAAAAUGUAACGGAAGCAGAUCAGGUCCUUCACAGUCAAUCUACAAGCUCGCAAGUCGAUUCUGAGAUUAGUGAUAAAGAAAAUCUCGUAUGUGAUGCCUCUACAAAUUUUCAUCACAAGGAUAAUGAGUUGUCCAUCUUUGAUCCGGAAGCAACUAUCGAGAAGUUCAAGGGACGUGAUAAUUUUGAUGAGCUCUGGAGUAAAGGGCAGAUCCCUGGCUUAAUAGGUGGUACAGCUGUACAGAUACUUGGAACCACGAAAGCCAGUGCGAUUUCUAACGAGCAGAAUGUCCAUGAUCGCUCGUCAAAUGAGGGAAAUGAUAAAUGCAAAGGAUUUCAUAGGUUUGCCAAGGAAACUAGAGUGCAGAUUAUGAAAGAGAAUCCUGGACUCUCAGCAGCCGAGGUUGCGAAGAUGUUAGCUGCUAAGUGGAAAGCGAUAUCAUCAGAAGAGCGUGGUUACUACAGAGAUUCCGUAGUAAAAGAAAAUGAACGGUUGGACACUUCACGAAAGUCCCAAAAGAAAUCGGAGGCUUCGAAGACCAAGAAUACGUUGUUGAAGAUUUUUGAAAAGAUGAAAAAGGAAAAGCCAGUGUUAGAAAAGGAAGGCUACCUUAAAAGGACCACCGUGCUUUGGACAAUCGAUAUAAGUAGAUUAAAAGAAAAGGCGUCCAAACCAAUGUCCAAGCAGCCCUAUACGGUAAUUGGCCCUUUAAAUUCAAAAAUAUGGUUGAUACGAGCAGGUUCACAGAUUUGGGCUACUGAUGUAGAGCUCCUUUAUAAAAGGCUUAAUCCUGGAGAACCCUCUCCUGAUGAGACUAUCAACAUCGAAACGCUCGAUCAACUUCUAACGAAGUGGCUGGUCGGAUCGGAUGACGACGCAUCGUUCUUGCAUCCGGUGUAUCAUCUGACGAAGAAAGAAAAAUCUUAAUGUUUUCGUCUUCCAUUGUCUCCUGUAUUUUACUGACAAAUAAUUGUACAAAGAGGAAAUAGUUGUAAACUAGAUAAUUAUAUUUUAAUUUUAUGAUAAUAUGUA
Molecule: messenger RNA, 2694 nt
Organism: Orussus abietinus
Lineage: Eukaryota; Metazoa; Arthropoda; Insecta; Hymenoptera; Orussidae
Product: PMS1 protein homolog 1
Exons: 13
Coding region: 124-2589 (821 amino acids)
Biological process (GO): mismatch repair
Cellular component (GO): MutLalpha complex
Molecular function (GO): ATP-dependent DNA damage sensor activity; ATP hydrolysis activity; mismatched DNA binding
Source: RefSeq, a predicted model, not a curated record